CACGCGCGUCGUCAAUCUUCGUGCAGGCGGCAAGCCUCGUGGUGCUAUAGUUAUUACGGCCUGGGAGAGUUCUGAGCAACCCCGCAGUUUGGGUUGGCUGGUGGGUCUGGGCACGUCAGGCGAAGUCGCUCGAGUCCGCUGGGAUGCGAGGAGAGGAGGGAGGAAGUCUAUUGAGACGAGAAGCUUAUUCCACGAGCUUUCCUCGUGUCUACAGACGAAGGAUCAGUCCAAAACAAGGCUAUGAAGGCACCGGAAUGACGUUUGGGGAAGAUGAGCGCCUUCUACACUAUCGCAGGGCGCUUUGGAGAACUCGCGAAGAGCUGUCCAUGGUGAACUCUGUAACGAGGCUGCGAGUGUCUCGAAGACGCGAACCGUCGUGCGUUGCAAGGAUUUCGUCUUACUCAAGGAUUACUCAAGGACUCGUAACGCGUUCGUUGACCCCCUCAACGACAGAAGAAGCGCCACUGUGGAUGACUCGACACGAUCAGUACUCAGCCAUCGAUCAUCGUGUAGGGCGAUUGAGGUGUUCAAUUGCUCGAUGCAAGAAGGCGAGAAGGCUGUCAACCCCCACCUCGACCCCAGAGUGCAUGUUCUGUGAGGUAAAAAGCAGGCCACGAUUAUCUUUAGCUAAGUCUAGGCUCGCAAGCGAUAUCGGACGGCAGCCACGAGCUCUGAUCACCGCUUCCCCGCUGAUGCAGCUCCAGGGGCAGUGGACGACGGGCGAUGCUCGAAGCAUGAAUGUCUGUCCACCCGUUGCACACCAGAGCGUCGUCGUGGACUGGAUCGUCCACAGAAGGCAGGUUUCGUCCUCCCGUGAGCUGCCCUUCAGUUGGUCCAUGUGUGCGCGCUGUGAUCCCGAUGGAACAACGAGGCUGCGGAAUCAAAAUUUGCUGUAAUUCGCUUACUAGGGUAUUUGCCGACGGUGGUCAGAACUCAGCUGGACGUCAACGUGAGAGCCGUUACGACACCUCCUUGCAACGAGGCAGAGAAGACGUGCUCAACCGUUCAUGCGUAGAUAGCAUAGGAGAAGCAUUGCCUGUUUGUUGUAUAUGCGUACUGCGCAGCGAGAGAAAUUUGGGAUCCUCCGGCGGCGAUAGUGCGCAGAUGGCCGUGCUGCUCAGUGCCGGUAGUUGGGAUCUCAAAGGAUACGGGGAAGACUGGACGGCGCGAUCAUAAUCUUUUGAAUGGGAUGACUUGAUAUUACCAAACGCAGGAAGUACAAGGAGGCCGAGGGCUGU
Molecule: messenger RNA, 1238 nt
Organism: Laetiporus sulphureus 93-53
Lineage: Eukaryota; Fungi; Basidiomycota; Agaricomycetes; Polyporales; Laetiporaceae
Exons: 2
Coding region: 144-896 (250 amino acids)
Source: RefSeq, a predicted model, not a curated record